AUGCAGCGACAGCGACACCUGGUGUGCUUUUCCGUCGGGCUAUCGGUACUCGGGUGUAGACAUCGACACGUUUCCGCUGGACGGUACUGCUGUUGCCAUAGUCGAGGUCGCUUUAGAGCAGUGUCUACGCGGACCGCUAUGUUGACGGGGUUAUCGCAACACAAGCCGCUGACGUUCGUUACCAGUAACGAGAAGAAACUCGCUGAACUGCGGGCGAUUCUGCGUGACCUCGUCGGUAUGGAAGUGACGAUCGAGGCGCGACACAUCGACCUUCCUGAGAUUCAAGGUGAAGCCGAGGAUAUUGCGCGCGAAAAGUGUCGAUACGCUGCACGUGCGAUCCAGGGACCCGCCCUCGUCGAAGACACGCAGUUGUGUUACCACGCGUUCGGUGGACUCCCUGGUCCGUACGUCAAGUACUUUUUGCGUAACCUGGGGCCGGAAGGCAUGGAAAAGUUGCUCGCUGCCUGGGACGAUAAACGUGCAACAGCGCAGUGUAUCUUUGCGCUCGCCGUAGACGCCGACGCGGAGCCGCACCUGUUCACCGGCCAGACGCUGGGGCGAAUUGUGGUGCCUCGCGGGAAACGUAACUUUGGUUGGGAUCCCAUAUUUCAACCCGAUGGACACGAGAAAACGUAUGCUGAAAUGAGUGAAGGCGAGAAGAAUGCGAUUUCGCAUCGUUUCCGAGCUGCUUCGAGGCUAGCAGAGUUUCUGCGCAACCAUUACACCACGCGAUAG
Molecule: messenger RNA, 735 nt
Organism: Cyanidioschyzon merolae strain 10D
Lineage: Eukaryota; Rhodophyta; Bangiophyceae; Cyanidiales; Cyanidiaceae
Product: probable inosine triphosphatase
Exons: 1
Coding region: 1-735 (244 amino acids)
Biological process (GO): nucleoside triphosphate catabolic process
Cellular component (GO): cytoplasm
Molecular function (GO): nucleoside triphosphate diphosphatase activity
Source: RefSeq, a predicted model, not a curated record